Molecule: messenger RNA, 3774 nt
Organism: Cottoperca gobio
Lineage: Eukaryota; Metazoa; Chordata; Actinopteri; Perciformes; Bovichtidae
Gene: pamr1b
Product: peptidase domain containing associated with muscle regeneration 1b
Exons: 14
Coding region: 14-3436 (1140 amino acids)
Biological process (GO): proteolysis
Molecular function (GO): serine-type endopeptidase activity
Source: RefSeq, a predicted model, not a curated record
UCCAGACUGCAGCAUGCUGUCUGCGGGACGGGGACUGCAGCUGGGGCAAACCCACGGGGGAGCCCGUACAACCCCCUGGACCAGCACCUUUAUCUCUUGGAAGGAGAGCUGGUUCCUCCUCAUCUCCUUCUUCAUCUUCGUACCUCAAGGGACAGCGUGGCCCCAUGAAUACAGGUAUUUGUACAACCACUGCCCCGGCCCAGAGUGGAACGUUAUGUGCAGAAGCUGCUGCGAGUAUGAUGUGAUCCGCUGUAAAUGCCCCCUACAGGGGACUCCGGUGGGCUAUGCGGUGCCGUGCUGCCGCAACGCCAUCAAUGAGUGUGACCCUUGCAUCAUCCACCCAGGUUGCAGUAUAUUUGAGAACUGUAAGCGCUGUAACAAUGGGACAUGGGGCCCUAGGGAUGACUUCUUCCUUACUGGCAAAUACUGCGCUGAGUGUCGGCCUGGCUGGUCUGGUGGAGAUUGCAUGAAGUGUGGGGGGUUGAUCCGUAAACGGCAGGGCCACUUGGUGCUCGAGAGCUACCCCAACAAUGCUCGGUGUGAGUGGACCAUCCAGGUGGACCGUCCCUUUACUAUAGAGCUCAGGUUCAUGAUGCUGAGUCUGGAGUUUCACCAUUCUUGUCGUUAUGACUACGUUGAGGUUCGCGACGGUGACAGCAUCAACUCGCGUGUCAUCGCUCGAUUCUGUGGGACCAACAGACCUGUCCCGGUUCACAGCUCUGGCAACAGUCUGCACAUACUCUUUGUGUCGGACGGUUACAAGAAUUUUGAUGGAUUCUUCGCAACUUUCCAGGAGAGCUCAGCUUGCAGCUCUUCACCUUGCCUGCAUGAUGGGACUUGUAUCCUGGACAGUUCGUACACUUACCACUGUGCCUGUCUGUCUGGCUACACAGGCAAGAGGUGUGAAAAUGUGGUAGGCUGCCACAGGCCUCCAGUUCCCACCCAUGGAUCCACAGAGGGUUUGUUUCAUCACUCGGGGGCACGCAUCACUUUCCGUUGUGACCCUGGCUUUGAGCUGCGGGGGUUUCGCACUGCCAUCUGCCUGAGAGAUGGCACCUGGAGUGCGCAUGCCCCAGAGUGUGUGCACGUGGAAAGAGUCUGUUCUUUACCUCCCAAGCCCCCCCACGGGGACCACUUCUUGGUUUAUGGACCCAAUGAUGUCCUCAUUGCUCUACAGUACCUGUGCUACCAGCCCCAUGAACUCAGUGGGAGCUCCCAGAGAGCCUGCCUCCCCAACAACACCUGGAGUGGGACUUCUCCUAUUUGCACCCAAGUUAAUAACACUCUCACUGAAGCGGAAAAGGACAAGGACAAGGCAAAAGAGACAGGAAAAGGACAAGAAACAGAUAGUGACAAAGAUAUCAGCAAAACUAAAGAGAAAGGUCAAGAGAACACAACUGGGGAAAUAGAAAGUGUUGGAGGGAGAGAUAUAAACACUGGGCACGAGAAUGCAACAGCAGUCGACAGAGAAGAUAAAUACACUGGUACCGUUCCAGAGAAAACUGUGUCUGAGGGUAGGAAUGAAGGAGAGCUGGAGGAAAGAAGUACUGGAGGCAGCAAAGAUAAAGUAGAUAGUGAAGGCCCAGACAACAGUCUGAAUACAGUUGAAAAGAAAGAACCUGAGGUAGGAAAGCCACAGGAGAAAAAAGAAAGCAGCCCAGAAACAAACUUGGAGUUAGAAAAGACAGACAUAACAGAGAUAAUUGGGAUAAAAGACAAAGGGCAAGAAGAAAAGGCAAAAAAAGAGGAGCAGGUGAAUGGAAAAAGAGAUCAGGACAAAGUCGGCCCUAAUGAUACGAAGAUGAGGACGGUCAUAGCUGAGGGUGAAAACACAGUGGAGGUAAUUGAACUGGAAAUGGCAAAGAACAACACAGUUCUAAGAGAUACAAAGGACACAAAGAAAGACAAUAAUACCCUAGUGUCUCCAGAGAAAGAUUCUGCUGAGAAAACAAAAGAGGAGUUAGAGAGGGAAGAGAACGAAAAAGAAAAGGAGAAAGAGAAAGAAGUCAACCAAAGCUUCGCCGAGAAAAGCUGCCCUCCUCUCCCUCGCCUCUACCACGGCUACUACCAGCUGGUGCCCGGGAUGGAGACUGAAACAAUGGAGUUCUUCUGUAACCACUCCUAUGCUCUCAGUGGUAAUGCCCGACGUACCUGCCAGCCAGAUGGGACCUGGAGCGGCACACACCCUCUCUGUGUCAGAGCAUGUCGGGAGCCCAAAGUGUCAGAGCUGGUUAGACAAAAGGUUCUGCCACCUCAGACAACAUCCAGAAAGACACCCGUGCACAAGCUCUACUCUUCUGGGCUGAGCAGACUGCGGCAGUCUGACGGCCCCACUAAAGGCCCUCCCGUGCUCUCCCAGUUGCCCCCGGGCUUUCAACACCUUUACUCACAUAUAGAGUACGAGUGUGCCUCUCCCUUCUACCACCACUCUGGCAGUUCUCGCCGCACUUGCUUAAAGACUGGGAAGUGGAGCGGGCGUCAUGUGUCAUGUUCGCCAGUGUGUGGGAAGCAUCCCACCUUUGACCCAGAGAGGCCGGCAGAGGCUCACUGGCCUUGGCUGGCAGCCAUCUACCGCCGCUCCACCAACGGAGCUGAGACCAAGGUGACCAAGGCAGACAGCCAGGCAGGGUCCCUGAAGGGGAACGUUGGAGCAGGAACUGGCAGCCACAGUCAGGCUUCUGACUGGCAGCUGGUGUGCAGUGGGGCUCUGGUGAACCAAAAGAGGGUGGUGGUUGCAGCCCACUGUGUGACAGAGCUGGGGAAGGUGUAUCCUCUGGAUGCUACCAAGAUCAAGGUGGUGGUAGGGAAGCAGUACCGUGACGACCGCAGGGAAAGUAAAGGUCUUCAACACCUGAGGGUGGCCUCUAUAGCUGUUCAUCCAAACUACGACCCCAAUAUUCUCGACUCUGACAUGGCUGUGGUCAAGUUACUGGACAAAGCAAGGAUCGGGGAGACGGUCCUUCCCCUCUGCCUCUUAGACAGCCAAGGAGAAGAGGCGACCACUGAGCAAGGGCUUGUGACAGGCUGGUCUCCACUGCCUGAUUCAAGUUUAGGUCCUGAAGAGAAGGCAAGGGUUGGGCUCGUUCACCUUGCCGACGUAGUCCCCUGUGAGCAGCAGUAUGCUCAUAACGGCCUGCCAGUCGGCGUCACAGACAAUAUGCUCUGUGCCAGCCAGAAGCCUGACUAUGAACCCUCUAACAUAUGUCCCUCUGACAUGGGGGGAAUCCUUGUCCUCCCCGCCCUCUCCGAGAAUCAAGCCAGCAACAAGCAGAAGCCCUUUCUCAGCACACAGGUUCAGGGGGAGAGCAAAGGGCUGUGGAGACUCCUGGGACUAGUGAGCUUCGGCUAUGACCAAGGGGAGUGUGAUCCUGACCUCUACACGGUCUACACACAUGUAGCCAACUUCAAAGACUGGAUAGAGAGCAAUAUGAAAUGAAAAUCCUACUGUCUGAUUCCCCUUGUCCCCUCUAUGCUUCUAAGAUAUUUAAAAUGGCUUCAUAUCUUACACUUAUGUUCGUCCGUUUUUCACUCGAUUCAUCUUUUUUUUUCCUGCAUAAGGGCAUUUUCUUAUUCAAUGCAGAAGCACUGGAAACACUGGACAAUACAGUGCUCUAACUGAAGGGGGUGCUAACACAUUAGAUUAAGAUUUAAGAAUCAGGAGGGAUGAAACCCUCUUUUUUAAUGGUCACACAUGCAGAGCACACAGCACACACAGUAAAAUUUGUUCUCUGCUUUUAACCCAUCCUAGUACCAGGAGUCUAGUACUAGGAGCAG